Molecule: messenger RNA, 3044 nt
Organism: Oryza sativa Japonica Group (Japanese rice)
Lineage: Eukaryota; Viridiplantae; Streptophyta; Magnoliopsida; Poales; Poaceae
Biological process (GO): positive regulation of transcription by RNA polymerase II
Cellular component (GO): MLL1 complex; Ino80 complex; NSL complex
Molecular function (GO): G-quadruplex RNA binding; protein binding
Source: RefSeq, a predicted model, not a curated record
GGGGUCUCUGGGCCAAAUUCUGGGGGAGGGAGGGGGUCUCUGCCCAUCACUCCGCCUUCUCGACGCCGCGUGGUCGCCGUCCGGCGAGCGGAGAGUGCGGGCGGUGGCGGUGGCGGUGGCGGUGGUGGGGAGGGGACGAGGCGGCGGGGGCAUGGUCACCAUGUCGGCCGCGGCGAGCUGGACCGCCGAGGACGACGUCCUGCUGAAGAACGCCGUCGAGGCUGGUGCCUCAUUGGAAUCCUUGGCUAAAGGAGCUGUAUGUUUUUCCCGCAAAUUCACUCUUCAAGAAUUACAGGAUCGUUGGUCCUCAUUGCUGUAUGACUCAGAGACCUCAGGACAAGCAUCUGCCCUCAUAGUCAAGUAUGAGACUGAACUUUCAACCUCCAACCCGACCAAAGCACAUAAACUUUUCUACGUGAGGAGAAAACAUCUUUCUCUCAGGAAGAGGAAAAUUGAGAGUGUAAAGAAUCAGUAUUAUGCAAUGAGAAAGAGAAUCUGCCAUGAUCCAUGUUUGGCUGCAGAUUUUGGUUAUGUUAUCACACCCUGUUCAUGCCCUGUAGGUAGUGAUUGUGUAUGUGAUGGAUUAUUUAACUUGUUGGAAGAUAAUCAUUUGAUCCAUAACGUUAAUCAAGCUCCAGAUGUUGUAAAUGGCUAUGGUCACAUAGGCGAAAGCUAUGCUGAUGGACAAGAUGUACAUGCCAAAGAUAAUGGACAUUAUAUAUCCCAUAGAAGGCAUGAUAAAGCUGCUGGGACAGUGGCAAGUGAUGGAAGCACUAAUUGUGAAAGUGCAAAUGGCUGUUCUGAUGUAGGUAAGUUAUAUGGAUACAACUUCAUGCCAAAGAACAUUCAGUCAAGUGAAAGGAAUAUUGCCUCUCCAAAGGACCUUUCUGAUGUCCAGGACUGUGUGCAGCCUCAGCAACCAAUUCUUUGUGAAGAAUCAGCCAAUGGAAUGACAGGGUUAAAGGCUUUACUGAAUACUGAUCAAGAUUGCAUAAAACAGAACCAGUUUUCUGGUAACAGCAAUGAAAUAUUGCAAGACCCAGGCUCGCUAAAAGCAAUGAGUGAACAUUGGUGUUCUCAGGCACCUAGUGCUCCUACUAGGAAGAAGUUUCAGGGUGUUAAUGCACCUGACAUGCUGACAGAUGUGCAUCACAAAGAGCAAGAAAUUCUUGCCUUUUCUGAUGACAAGAAAAAGGAAACUACUAACAUUGACACAUUUUCAUGCAAGGUGAAUGUGGAGAAUGGAAUGUCUGGAUCUGGCUUAGACGAUGCAACAGAAGGUGAAGUUAUGCACUCAUGCUUAAUGGAUGCCAGUCAGGGUGAAGACUUUGAGCUACUUAAUAGCGAGAAUAUUUUGGAUUCUUCUCUUGACCCAAAUCUGGAAGGUUUAGGCGAUCGACAUGCUAAUGUUAUUCUGAAGGACAUCUCCAAAGAGCACCUUCUGGACAUUCCUCAUGUAAGCAGUGCCUGUGGUAACAACACAGAUCCAAUCCAUGAGAAGCAUGAUGUGGCAGAUAUUUCUGGAGUGGACAUGAUAUACACAACAGAAGUGCCUUUUCCUUGUGCUGGUAUUGUGUGCAUAUUAAACACCGAAGAUCCUGAAAUCCCUUGCAAUGAUGAUAUCUUUACACCUGGGCCUGUAGCAUCCACCUCUACUUGUGACCAGAAUUCACAGCACAAUAUGCAUUUGGUUUCUGCCAAACCUAUUCCUCCACUAAAUGCUGCUGACUUGAAUCACACCGACUUGGUUAGUGAUGUCCAACCAUUGUUACUUACAAUGAAGUUGGAACCUUACACCUUGGAACAAAAGGAAACUUUGGUGGGUCUUAAUGAAUCUUGUACCGUAAGAAGCAAGUCACCUGUUAUGCCUGUUGAUGCUAGCAAUGCAAAUGCAUGCACAUCAACUUUCCAUUCUGCUGCAGAAUUUGUUAAAAAAUCUACAUGUGGUUUAGUGCAACAUGAAUGUUUUGAUAACUUGGGGAGUGUGUCUUUGGAUGAGUGUAUUGGAGUGCUUGAUGAAAUGAAUUCUAAGGUUCCUGAUGAGUCAGGAAUAAGUUGUGAUGCUACUACCCAAAACAGCAUUUCAGCGCAUGCAUUGCCAGAUGUGGAAUUUCUUAAUCCCAUAACAACCACUUCAAGCCCAGAAGGGGGAGGAUCUGACAGUGAGGACGGUAUUCCAAACUAUUUCGACAUAGAAGCUUUGAUACUUGAUCAGGAUUUAAUUCCAUGGGAUCAAGAAUCUGAUUUCAUCCAGCUCGAAGUUUCCAGGUUUCAGUCUCUUGAAAGUAGGAAAGACUUGAUAAGAUUAGAACGAGGUGCCCGCUCUAAUACAAACAGAUCUAUUAUGUCCCAUGGUGCUUUUGCAGUUCUUUAUGGCCAGCAUUUGAAAUACUACAUAAAGGAUCCAGAGGUUACACUUGGGAGAGAAACAAGUGAGGAACAUGUCGACAUCGAUUUGGGAAAAGAAGGAAAGGCGAAUACAAUAUCCCGUCAACAGGCAAUUAUCAAGAUGGAUAAAGGUGGAUCUUUCCACAUAACGAAUAUAGGAAAAGCUCCAAUCUUCGUCAAUAGCAAAGAAGUUCCAUGCAACGAAUGCACUCACUUAAUUUCUGAUGCAUUACUUCAGAUAAGGCACAUGAAAUUCAUUUUUCACAUCAAUCAGGAUGCCGUGAGGCAACAUAUAGUUCGCAGUAGGAGAGGAACCUCCCAAGGCAAGUACGCAGUAUUUAAUUGGGAUGAAAAGCCAUGAAUUAAGGUUACGAUCAAGCUCAUGUGUGAAUUUAUUGUCAGUAAUAUAUAUCGGCAGGAUAGAAGUAUAUAGCACCAUAUCUAAUUCGGUCCCAUCCUUUGCAUGUAAAUCGUUGUAUAUUUCCAUGCUUAUCAUUUAGUAUAUAAUAGAUAUAUGCUCAAUUAUCGUCUUCAGAUCCAUAUUGUUGUAAGGUGCCACGGUUUUAUGUUUGAAAUUUGGAUUUAAAUUUCAUCGACAAAAGUUGUUUUAGUGGACUGGGAACUGAAUUCUCAAAGAUGAACCCCUUGCAUGCUUU